UUAACUUCAAAUAUCUGUAUUUUUUUAAAUUUUAAGCUGCAUUUCAGCUUUUUGAACUCUUCACUAUAACGUGGAGAGAAGAUCACUUUACAACAACAAUAGCAACAACAACAACAAAGCUAUUGAUAUCCUAUAAUAACACCUCCAUAUACUCAAAUAGAUAUUUUAGUCCAGCUUAUAUUGCCUUUUACACACAUGUAGGUACAGCCUGUAUUUUACAAGGCUGUACCUACAUGUGUUUUACAGGCUGUACCUACAUGUGUUUCACAAGUUCCAUAUGUUUGUUUACUAAUUUUCUCCAGCCUACCAGCAUGCGUUAAAAACCUGUCAUCCAGGUAAUGAUGAGAGAUAUCGAGUAUACUGGAAGCUCAUCUAUUUUCGUAAUCACACAACUCAGUUACGCCUCUAUGUAGACAAGACUCAAUAAAUGGUCCGCCAUUUAUUUACUCCGCGUACGCCUCAAUGGACACGAAAACCAAAUUAAUAGGCCUAAUGCGGGUAGCUUAAGUGGCACCCUAUCUUUCUAUUCAUUGUGUUUGACUAUGCGCGGGAUUCACAGGACAGUUUUAAAAAUCUAGACACGUACUACGCCAGCUCUAUCGAAUUUUAGUCGGAGAUUAUAUGUAUCAUUGUUUCCAACCGACGACGAAAGAAGGCGUGUGUUGCGUUUUCACGAAAUCACAUUCGUAAGCCAGCCCCAGACUUUUGUCACCCAUCGAAGCUUUUAACAACAUAUCGAUGUCGGUGAUUUUUGGAACAUUAAUGUGAAUAUGCAACUUGAAGUUGUGGCGCUGAUCGCAGUGGUUCAAUGAAUACGGCAACUGGUGGUAAAGCUCCUCAACCUCGGCCUACGUUGUAUUAGCAAAAAUUUACGGUACAGGCCUCGGUUAACAGUGUGUGCUCGUCGCCAGGUGCUCCAUCAGUAGACUGCUAAGAACGGGGCUGUCUUCCAUUCAUCAAUAAUAAGAUUGGGUGAUGGUGAGUUCGCCUUAGUGGACAAUAAUUCAAGUAUUAUAUAAUGCUUAUAUUGAUUUUGUUCAGUACAUCCUUCAUCGAUAGUCUAACAUGCUUUCUGAGUAUGACUUAUAAACCUGAAUGGGCAAAUUUCAAUGGGCUUAUCCUGCUUAUUUAGGCUGGUGGAAUGGUGGAACAAAAUCCUUCUACUGGAUGAUUAAUAUGGAACGGUAGGUUUUUCUAAGAAUGGAAAUGAUUUCAGAAUACGAUCCGAAUACAUAGAAACAAACGGAUCUCAAUCGGAUGACAGUCAUGGCUGAUGACUAAUCCUCCCGAAGUGGAUGAAAAUAACGACAUCGUUAUGCAGGUGUCACGACUAUUCAUCCUCCCCUAUUCCUCAUUGUCUACUGGCCAUAUCCACUUAGCAAUGAUAAGUAGUCCAUGUUGAACUCAGGCCACGAUAUCAUGUAGGUGUGUUCGGACUAUAUCACUGCACGGACCAUGGUAUUGUUUUACGGCCAUCGGUGUCAUUCUGCCUUGCAGUGAGGAUUUGUAUUAAUCAUGCGGUUCGCUCAGGUGUGAUUCUAACCUUAACUGAAAGAAAGCAUUGCUCUUCAUUGCGUGCAAUUUGGGUAAAUCAAGUUGUGAUUAUUGGCUGUUUGAGGUUAGCAAAGCGAGAUGUUCUAUUAUCAAGACGGGUAUUUUAUCUAUACUUUGAUUGAUUACCUACUUGCUUACUAUUUGAUUACUACUAUGAGUCGUCGAUUUGGAACGUGUAGUAUUUUCGAUGUAAGCUAUAAGGCCACACCAGAGAAGAGUGCAAACAAGAUAAAUGCCGCAAGCUGCAAAAAGUUGUAACUUUCUAAAGUUGAUAAUUAAUAGCCAAUUUGGCAAUUAGCCCUUUGUUUGAUCGGAGGAAGAUAGCCACGCUUAUUGUUGGCGGCAUUCAUCAAGGUAACAUACGCUGCUUACUGAAAUCAAAUCUAGUACCCCUUCUGCUAGAUUCACGUGGUAAUCUGUGGGCUUUUUUUUUUUUUGUUUUCCACAAUACGGCGAAGCGAUCAACGGGCUGCCGACGGACGGUUUUUCCGAGGAGUUUCAUGUUUUUAGCAGCGCAUCUGUUUUUUUUUUUAUUUAAUCUGAUUUUUUGCCAUUUUCGAUUAGGUGUUUUACUUUUUUUUUUUUUAUCUACAACAUAGGUCUGCUACACGUUUUAGAGUCUAUACGUAUAUCGCUUGCAUUCGUUCAUUUGUUCAUUUGACAUGCUUUAUGAUCACUGCCCUUUUUGUGAAAUUUUUGAUAAACUAAAAAGUUCGAGCAUUCUUGACAAUCCACCUUUAGGUUCUAUACCGAUCACUUGUAUCGUCUUAUUUAUAUAUAUAUAUAAACUAAUGAUUAUUAUGUCAGAGGAUAAUCUGAAAAUAUUGAUUAGCUGUCGAAAUCGAGAAUUUAACUUUGUCCUAUUGAUACGUUCAAAUCAAUUGAUAAACAAUGAAUACUUUUAUAAGGAUCAUGGGAGAGACGGACAAUCGAUCAGACUCAUCGACGGUGAAAGAUCCUAAGCCGCUUGAGAUUGUACGGUCUAAUGGUCGAUGUCGGGGAGACAAGUCGAUCGACAAAGAUUUCUCGGCCUGCGUUGUUUCACAUGUAGCACUGACAGCCAUUACCGCCCCGUCGAAGUGACGUUUGCGCUUAGCUGACCUGCAAGACGCAUCGUGCAUCCAUGUAAAUUUGCCCUCGAGGAACGUGGCCUAGUAUCCUGCCCCGCUAUUGUUACGGUUAUAGCUAGUAUCGCUGCCACUACUUCGAACGACAUCUGCUGUUGCCGCCCCUGACGAUUUUGGUGUUUAUUUUCGCCUGUGUCUGCGUUAAUAUCUGGUCGUAUGUGUGUAUGGGUAAGCACAACCGUUACAGACGUUUAAUCUGUUACAUCUUUAUCUACUGGUAAGGCUGCUGCUGACACAACGAUGUAACAGCUGCUACUACUCCGCGUUAUGCCAGAGCAGGAAAAGGGGGCGAUCACAAACAAACAAGCGAUUCGUAUGGCGAGAGAGACUCAGACAUAUUGUCUGCACCGGAUAAACUAGCUGGCAGGCAGGCAGGCAGGCGAAAAAGUAUAUUGCCACCCUAUAAUGAAUACAGAACGUUCUCCAAGGCCGUCGAAUCUACAAGAGGCGGGAAAGAUUUCCAAAACACGUUAUGAACGCCUUUUGCGCUCAUCCCCAUUGUUGUAUGUGGCCAUGCCGAACAAUAACUGGACUUUUCAAACAAAUGAAGUAAGAGCAGGAAACCGUGGCGGUCCAUGGCGCGGUGUUGCAGCGUUGCUGUCUGCAUCAAAAAAAGGCUUUCAGCGUUGUGCCACUAGCGUCUGGCUGCCGAUGCGUUUUCGACGGCAGUAUUCGCUGCUUCUGUCUAAGGCAGCGAUAACGCUCUGUUUUACCUAUCUAAUCUGGUAUCAGAUACGAGAUCCAGCGCCGUCGGCGGACGCCGUGUCGGAUACUUUGCCGCGGGCGUUUGCCCGGCUACGAAAGAAUAAUGGGAGCGUUUGGGUUAUUGAGCCGUCCACACGAGCCCAAGCACCCAGGUCUGAGGCGUCUUCAUACGUACGAAGCUAUGUGGCCGAGCUGAAUCGCAUGCAAACUAUCUAUAACGAAGAUGUAUACGGACCGCUGGCUGAGCACGAUGUCGUUAUUGUAGUACAAGUCCAUAACCGAUGGACGUAUCUUGAAGCGCUAGUUGAUUCUCUUCGGGCAGUACCCAACAUCAAUCGGACAUUGCUGAUAUUCUCGCAUGACUUCUAUGACGCAAAUGGCGUAAUCGAGGAGUUACCAAAGAUUGUGACGUUUACAAAAAUGAUGCAAAUUUUCUAUCCGUCAUCGAUUCAACUCGAACCUAACCGAUUUCCCGGCGAUGAUCCAAAGGACUGUCCUCGUGACGCAACCAAGAGUAUUGCUAAAAAGUUGGGCUGUCAGAACGCCGCCUACCCAGAUCUCUAUGGGCACUAUCGGGAAGGCAAGUUCUGCCAAACGAAACACCACUGGUGGUGGAAGGCGAACCGGGUAAUGGACGCGCUAAACGCGACAGCGCAGCACAACGGGCCGUUCAUGUUCCUUGAAGAGGAUCACUAUGUAACACCGGACGUCCUGCAUGUUCUACGUCGAAUGGAAACCGCUCAGCCGAAGGCGUGUCCAGAGUGCCGAAUAUUUGUUAUGGGCACCUACUUAAAGUCAUUUAAUUAUCGCCAGCUUGGUUCAACCGUCGACAUUUUAAAGUGGGCUUCAUCGCGGCACAACAUGGGCAUGGUGCUCUACCGGGAGCUUUGGCGGGAUGUCCGUGACCGCUGCGCACGCACAUUCUGCACGUACGAUGACUACAACUGGGAUUGGUCGCUCUAUCGAGUCAGUAUGUCAUGUUUCGAGAAGCCCCUGCACGCGAUGGUCGUAAGAACAACACGAGUCUUCCACGUUGGCGAGUGCGGCGUUCACCAUAAAGGGUCGUCAGGGAAACCAACGGGUCUUUCGCCAUCGUUCGAUUUCCUGAUCCUGCCCGACCUCCACCGUGUCGUGUGUAUCGCCGGCCUUGCACUCAGCAUCGUCUCACUUCUGGUGUUGCGCACUAGAGGUCGGCCCACGUCAUCAACGCUUCCGGCAGAUAAUAACCCAGAUGUCACGAGAUCGCCCGUUCUCGUGUUCAUGCGUCACACCGCAGUGGCCACUGCGCUAACGUUUCUCUUCCAGCAUCUCUUCAUCGACAUUCAUUAUUUCAUAGGUCGGUACAUCUUAUCGGCGUUGCAAGGUCCUCUAUGCCAUGCGUCAGUGCAUCUCGAAUUCAGUUCAGCCAUAGUUCAUUUCUUCUUGGCUGGGUUGUUUGCAUCUCUUCAAUAUCUCUGCGCGCUACACGGCUCGUCCAGAUGGACGCGGUUCUUCCGUAAACGAUUUGAUCGCCUUUGCGAAUGGGUCUGGUGCUUAGCUUUGAUAAUAGCUCUUCCUGUCUGCUGGUACACCGGAAGUCAUGCUGGAAUGUGUUUUGAUGACGGAAUGGAGCAUCUUUAUGGAUACCGUUUCGUCUUUGUGGAUAUACUCACAUCGGUCUGGUUGUUGACACCUUUGGUUCUCCAUAUAAGAUGGCUGCGAAGAACGACCAGCUUUGCAUCGGCAUUGCGCACCCUUUGGAGAGCCAAUAGACUCUCGACAUAUUACGCUGCCAAAUGGACUUUCUGGGCCCUUCCUCUAUGUCUCCUGGCAGAUUACUCCUGGCAUCAUAACCACGUAAAUGUGCUACUCUUCGCGUACGACGGAUAUCUUCUCAGUUACGCCAUUGAUGUCAUCUUCUUCGCGUUUUUUGUGGAAGAAUUUCGGGAGCUGCUUCGGGCGACACUGCCGUGGUUACCCAUAGGUCGCGCGAUAUCUGAGGGCACGCGUACGGUGAGCCCGUUGAGUUCGACCAGUUCCCUCUCGAAUCUCAGUGGAGGGCGUGACCUAGAAGCAGAUCUUGAGCAGAACGGCGAUGAUAACGACGAGAAUGAAUUACUAAAUCAACGAUUGGAACAGCACGAGGCGCUGUAUAAUCAGCAACAGCAGCAACAAGCGCAGCAUCACGAGACGUCAACGCCAAAUGUAAAUAACGUCCUUUCCUCUUCGACCACACCGAUUGAACAACUGACCCUAGUGCAAAUCUGAUCAUUAAUAAUAUUUUUUGGCGAUAUUAACGGCGGUCAAGUGAAUGCCGCGGGUGGCCUUGGAGUUGCAAAGGAUGAAUAAACAACGUUGAGUGCGU
Messenger RNA from Varroa destructor (honeybee mite), 5730 nucleotides. RefSeq lists its product as uncharacterized. Gene Ontology annotation, molecular function: neuropeptide binding; G protein-coupled receptor activity. Gene Ontology annotation, cellular component: plasma membrane; neuron projection. Gene Ontology annotation, biological process: neuropeptide signaling pathway. Lineage: Eukaryota; Metazoa; Arthropoda; Arachnida; Mesostigmata; Varroidae. The record is from RefSeq and is a predicted model, not a curated record.